CCAAGAUGGCGGCGCGGUGCUCCACGCGCUGGUUGCUGGUGGCUGUGGGGACCCCCCGGCUGCCGGCUACAGCGGGGAGAGGCGCCCGGCCGCCCACGGGGGGCGUGGUGGGGGCUUCGCUGGGCCACAAGCUGAACGUCACUACCUUCGCGCCUUCCUUGGGAGCUCGGGGCUCCGGGGCGCUGCUGACAUUGAGACCCGGUGUCAGCUUCAAAGGAGUAAAAAGUUACCCUUUUGUUUGUACUGCCUCCUUCCACACGAGCUCCCCUUUGGCCAAAGAGGAUUAUUACCAGAUACUAGGAGUGCCCCGAAAUGCCAGCCAGAAGGAGAUCAAGAAAGCCUAUUACCAGCUGGCCAAGAAAUACCACCCAGACACAAAUAAGGACGAUCCCAAAGCCAAGGAGAAGUUCUCCCAGCUGGCAGAGGCCUAUGAGGUGCUGAGUGACGAAGUGAAGAGGAAGCAGUAUGAUGCGUACGGCUCUGCUGGCUUCGAUCCUGGGGCCGGCAGCUCUGGACAGGGCUACUGGAAGGGAGGCCCCACUGUCGACCCAGAGGAGCUCUUCAGGAAGAUCUUUGGGGAAUUCUCAUCAUCUUCUUUUGGAGAUUUUCAGAGUGUAUUCAAUCAGCCUCAGGAGUACAUCAUGGAGUUGACGUUUAAUCAAGCAGCCAAGGGAGUCAACAAGGAGUUCACCGUGAACAUCACUGACACCUGUGAGCGGUGUGACGGCAAGGGGAACGAGCCUGGCACCAAGCUGCAGAACUGCCACUACUGUGGCGGCUCUGGAAUGGAAACCAUAAAUACAGGCCCUUUUGUGAUGCGCUCCACGUGUCGGAGAUGUGGGGGCCGAGGUUCCAUCAUAACGACUCCCUGCGUGGUAUGCAGAGGAGCAGGACAAGCCAAGCAGAAGAAGAAAGUGGUGAUCCCCGUGCCUGCCGGAGUCGAGGAUGGCCAGACUGUGCGGAUGCCUGUAGGAAAACGGGAAAUUUUCAUCACAUUCAGGGUGCAGAAAAGCCCUGUGUUCCGGAGGGACGGUGCAGACAUCCACUCCGACCUCUUUAUUUCCAUAGCUCAGGCUCUUCUUGGAGGGACAGCCAGAGCACAGGGCCUAUACGAGACCAUUACCGUGACGAUCCCCCCUGGGAUUCAGACAGACCAGAAGAUUCGGAUGAGUGGGAAGGGCAUCCCCCGGAUUAACAGCUACGGCUAUGGAGAUCACUACAUUCACAUCAAGAUAAGAGUUCCAAAGAGACUGACAAGCCGGCAGCAGAGCCUGAUCCUGAGCUACGCUGAGGACGAGACCGACGUGGAGGGGACAGUGAACGGCAUCACCAACACCAGCACGGGAAAACGGUCCACUGGAAACUAGGCCGGGAGUAGCAGCCCCUCCUCAUGGCCAGGGCACCAGAAGGAUUCCAGAACAGCAGCACCGGGCCCCUUUCUGCAGAGGGCAACAGCAAAAUCAUGUGACAACAUACGUCUCCACGGAACGGUCACGGGACAGCCCCUGGGCAGUAGGGUGUGGCAUGCGUAAGGAAUGGUAGAACUGUCCUGUCCAUGGGUAGGUAAUGUGGCCUCUUCUGGCUCAGGCAGAAUAAAACAACUGGACAUCUCUUCCAGAGCUAAAACUCUAAUUUGGAAUCAAAUGUGGAGAUAUUAGUUAAAGAAUUAAAGGCCAUGCUUACAGCUUAAAAAUGAAGCCUUAAGCUGCACCGAGUCAUGAAGUGAUUAAUUUCCCUCUGAGCAAACCUCCGGGAGGUUCUGGAAUGAGUCUUUCCUUCCAGAUUGUCUUUCUGAGGAACCUGGGGCCUGCAUGCCCCAUCACAUCAUCCAUCCUUCAGCAGAGACAUCCUGUUUCCUUCCUGGAGUUUGUUUUAAUUCCCAAAGAUCCCAAGCAGCUGGAACGUGGGCACCUUGGGGCCUGGGGAGGCACAUACCAAGGGCGUCCCUGGAGAUGCCAUUCCUGACCAUGUGGGCCGUGAUCUUUAUCAGGACGGAUAGUCCUUCCUUCCACCGUGUUUGGGGUGACCUCUUGUCCCCGACUUGAAUUCUGUUGUCCUAUGCCAGGCGUGGGGCUCCUGCCCUUCUGCUGGACCACAGGUGGUCACGGCUGCAGCCUGGGCCCAGCAGGCUAACAGCCUGUUAACCCAGUGCCCUGGCCCCCUCUGCCUGCCAGGGGCUUGGUUCUCACCACUCACACUGUUGACGUCUGUUUUCAGAAGUGUGUGUAAAUUUUUCAAUGCUGAGAAUCAUUGUCUGCUGUAGAAAUGUUUGUUCAGAAAAGGAAAGCACAGUCUGAGCAGUUGCAGGUUUCACCGUCCAGCCAGAGCGAACCACAGUCCCCCAGCCUCGGCUUGUAGGACAUACGGGCUCCAUAUGUUUCCAGGUCCUCCCCCUGUGGUAAGACAGGCUAAUGGAGAAAACUUAUGAAUAGUUUCCUUUUUGCUUUCCUUCAUAAUUUACUAAAAUAAAGUAUCUAUUACUGUCUGAUCUAAGAAUGUAAAAUGAUUCUGUAUCAAUGUAAAUAAGAUAUUACUGCAAAAAGAUACUUAAAA
Neomonachus schauinslandi (Hawaiian monk seal) is the source of this 2553-nucleotide messenger RNA. RefSeq names its product DnaJ heat shock protein family (Hsp40) member A3 (gene DNAJA3). The record is from RefSeq and is a predicted model, not a curated record. Bases 6 to 1367 code for a protein of 453 amino acids. Lineage: Eukaryota; Metazoa; Chordata; Mammalia; Carnivora; Phocidae. Gene Ontology annotation, molecular function: ATP binding; protein kinase binding; heat shock protein binding. Gene Ontology annotation, cellular component: mitochondrion. Gene Ontology annotation, biological process: response to heat; protein folding; negative regulation of apoptotic process. The transcript has 11 exons.